AUGCCUCCAUUUUCGUCUCUAAGUGUGGAUCGAGCGCUCGAACCGAUUCCUGGCAAACGCGUGCUCCGAGUCCAAGACUUGUGUGUACUCUUGCAAUUGCCCCUGCAGCGACCAGCUGCCCAAACGAUUGCCAUGAACUACCUCGGCCUGGUACCCCCUCUAAUUGAGUCAGGUCGCGUCGAAGACUUCACAAAAGCUGGGCAAACGUUGUCGGUUUCCCAGUCCCCGCUCGAUACCUCCUUAUGCGUCUUUGUUAGCCCUACGGAUGCGAGCUCCAAUCGAAGUGAUCCAACUCCUCAAGAGCAGCCGAUAUACUUCGCGAGUCAAGCCGUCGCGCCGGUUUCAGAAAGACGACUGUUUGUGACGGAUACGUUGCUUAUUUUCACUGCUUUCCAAAAGCUGGGCCAGACCGCUGGGCUUAAUGAUUCAGGGUGGUCACAAUCUGGAGACAACAUGGCUGCUAUGCGCAAACUUGCAAUCGACUACGUGAACUUCAUCAAAGAAUGCUGGGUGCACGCGUCGCAACCCCUUCCCCGCUCCGAGCCCCUUCAAUUCAGCGCUGGCCAAUACAGGUCCCUGUAUACCUCCUUCUCCCUCUUCGUUGUUCUCUACCUUCCUGAGCCCGGUUUCGAGGAUAUACCAGUCGGAGAGGAGCUGAUGGAGUGGCUGAACAUUCAUUUCAUCGAACCGUCGACAGAGGAAGGCGAUCAUCUGAGUGCGCUGGAUAGGCCCUGGGAGGACGAGACGUUUUGGCCAUACCUUACGCGAACAAUCCUCCGAGGGCUCUCCAAAGCCUCCGCCUUCUUCCUAGCCACCCUCGCACGGCACCCCUCCCCACACCUUCGUGCCCUCGCCGAAUCCCUAAUCCCCAUCCUCACCGCGCAGCCCCUCCUCCGCAACUUCUCCUCCGAGCGUGACUUCACACACGCUGCCCAUAGAUGGAGGGACCGCGUCAAAGGGCUCCGUAUUGAGAUGGAUAUCGUACCUGAAGACGAGAGGGAUGAGGAUAAGAGCGGGGAUGCAGAGAACUGGUGGACGCGCCUGAGUGACAUUGUUGGUAUACUGGAGGGGAGGGAAAGCGUGGUUCUGAGGGUGUGCGAGGAUCUAGGCGCGGAUUGGAAAGAGGUAUGCGCGGCGUGGGGGAUCUUCGUGGAUACUCGGUUGAGGAGGCAGGAUUUACCGGAUAUAGUGGCACAAGCUAUGGACGUCCUUCCCCCGGACCCCACCAACCUCGAAGACAUGGUCCACGCCAACCUGAUGUCCGACAAGCCCGAACAAGCCCUCGAAUACGCAGCGCGGUUGGACCUUUGGCUCGCGGCCCAUAUGGCGGAUGUGAUGGAGCGUCUGGGGAUGGUCGACGCCGUUCCAGAUGAGUUCGGCGAAAUAACCAUCCGGGACCACUACCUCCUCGCGUACGCCGAGAGCCUGCACGCUGAUGCGUCGCUUUGGAGGCUUACAGUUGAGUAUAUGUACGCGUGCGGCGAUGUUGGGCGGCUGCGCGCGGACGAGGUAUUGCUGAGGGUUCCCUUACGACUCCAAACGCAGAAUCACCAGCCAAAAUUGCGAUCGCAAGGGGCCGCUGAAGUGGGAGAGGGCGAUCAAAACGAGGAAGUGAAGACCGGGGAUAUCGUGGGCGUGUUGAAGGAAAUCAACGAGACGUGCUUAGAGCAUCAGCGAGAGGAAGUUCGAAGAGUCGUGUGCAGAGUAGCGGCGCGGUUACUUAUAGACGCGAAGCAGCUGGGGCUAGCGAUUUCGUAUUAUACAUCUGCGGAGGAUUGGGCGGGUGUGGGAUAUGUUGCCAAUCGGGUGUUGCAAGAGUUUUGGACCUCUGGUCCCCUCCCCUUCACAAAACUCGCCGAAGAUGUCGCAUCUUCUAUCCACUCCCUCGCCGAGUCCGGCUGCCCCCACGUCUUUGUCUACCGCCUCAUCUUCGCUGUGCGUUAUGGCCGCUUUCAGCAAAUUUACCACAUGAUGAGGGGGAGGGUGGGAGAGGGGCUAGGGUUGGGAGAUGCGCUAGCGGAGGUGGUAGGCAUGUUCGAAGAGGGGAUCGCGCCCCGGGGGUGGUGGGCCGUGCUGCUGAGUGAUGUGUUGGGGAUCAUGACGGAAGAUCCAUCCGCAUUACCCUCAACAGCCAGCUCGAUGACGCUGCUCCGCAAACUCGACGAGAUCACCGCGCAUACGCGUGCCACAAGCACAGGAGGCUCGCGAGGAGAGGCGGAGGCGGACGAUUAUCUAGGUAUUCUGUGCAAGGCUCUGAAUGAGGAUGAGAAAGGUGCACGACAGUGUCUGCAGAGUGUUCGUCUGACAUUGGCAAAGGGCCUUGCAAGGAGGUAUACAUUGGACUCAGGGGGAAAGUGA
Messenger RNA from Pleurotus ostreatus (oyster mushroom), 2358 nucleotides. RefSeq lists its product as uncharacterized. The record is from RefSeq and is a predicted model, not a curated record. Gene Ontology annotation, cellular component: nuclear pore outer ring. Bases 1 to 2358 code for a protein of 785 amino acids. NCBI's taxonomy places the organism in Eukaryota, Fungi, Basidiomycota, Agaricomycetes, Agaricales, Pleurotaceae. Gene Ontology annotation, molecular function: structural constituent of nuclear pore. The transcript is spliced from 12 exons. Gene Ontology annotation, biological process: positive regulation of DNA-templated transcription; protein import into nucleus; mRNA export from nucleus.